Plodia interpunctella (Indianmeal moth) is the source of this 1985-nucleotide messenger RNA. RefSeq lists its product as uncharacterized. Bases 1 to 1560 code for a protein of 519 amino acids. Gene Ontology annotation, biological process: sodium ion transmembrane transport. Gene Ontology annotation, molecular function: ligand-gated sodium channel activity. Lineage: Eukaryota; Metazoa; Arthropoda; Insecta; Lepidoptera; Pyralidae. The record is from RefSeq and is a predicted model, not a curated record. The transcript is spliced from 10 exons. Gene Ontology annotation, cellular component: plasma membrane.
AUGAAAGAGCUAACAAAGAUAGAAAGGAAACAGUUGAAAAGGAAACGUGAUAAUUACGUGCGGAAGUUAAAGAGAAACAAACAAAUCAACGAUUAUUUACGCAGUAAAUUACGGGAUUGCUAUUCGCAAGGACUUCCAUAUAUUCUGAAUGAGGAGAUACAUUGCGUUGAGAGGUUAUUUUGGGCGGCCAGCUUCAUAUGUUGCCUCGGUCUGGUGGGCUCGCUAAUUACGUCGCAAUAUGCCAGAUAUUUUAGAGAUCCUGUUGUGAUGAGUGUGGAAAUGGACUAUUUCAACUGGAACAUCCCUUACCCGGCUAUUACGUUGUGCGCAAAGGAUAUGAUCGAUGAGGAAGAUUUGGAGAAUGUAGUAAAUGACACAUUGGAAAAUUCCGGUGUGGAUUUAACGAGUGCGAUAAAAUCAAUGGCUGCCAUUGGUCUAGACAAAUUGGAAACGAUCGACUUCAAUGACGCAAUGGUUUCACAGCAUCUCGAGCCAAGGGACCUCAGAGCAUUAACAUCGAUAUUGUUCAAGAAAUUUAACAAUGAUUCUUUGACGACGAGCACCAACUGGCCAAUCAGCGUCAACUUUGUCUUGACCGAGCUAGGGAUGUGCCACGUUGUCAAUUCAAAUGUCGCCUUUUAUGAUGACCCGUCAAUAGCGGAAGAAAAAACAAUAUACGAGAAAAAUAACAUUGAUCUGUCCGUAUUUGACAAGGACUUCUUUGUCCAAUUUCUGGAUUAUUCUGAAGAGUACAAGCUAUUCAUCCACCACCCUGACGAUAUAGCCCUGAUCUCCACGCCCCAUCAUGAAGUAUCUAAGAAUUACGUAGCCCUAGCCUUCAAGGUCUGGAGCACACGUGUUUCUGACGCGUUUCGUUCACUGUCUCCGAGAUAUAGAAACUGCAGGCAAGUAUACCUAACACUGAAUGAAGAAUCGUGUUUGCGCCAAUUUCCUUUUUUCAGAUUUCUGAACGAACCAAUAAGUAAGAGGUAUCCUGUUUAUUCUUACAACCACUGCCUUUUGGAAUGUAGAGUACGAAUGAUGCAGAAACUGUGUAGAUGUGUUCCACAUUUUUACAAGUUUCUAGCUCACGAGAACGUAUGCAGUCUAAAACAAUUGAAAUGUAUAAAACAACAUAAAGACGAAUUGGUUAAAUUAUCGACGACAGAGAAUACGCGAAAUAGAUUCACUAACCAGGAUGAUUUGCCGAAAUCUCCGCGAGAUUGCAACUGCCUGAGCAACUGUGAGAACGACGUAUAUCUCAAAGACAUCGAAACUGACUCGCCCCCACAGGAAAAUGAUAGAGUAAGAAUUGGUAUUUCAUCAUUUCCAAAGGUGAGGGUGGUGCGGGAAAUUAUCUUCAGCGCGUACGAUGUUAUUUUGAGAGGUUGUGGCGUAAUGAAUCUCAUCAUGGGCACAUCAGUAAUUUCUCUGGCCGAGUUAUUUUUAAUUAUCAUUAAGAUUACGGCAAUAAAAACGUUUCACUUCAUAGAACCCAAACUUCAAACUUUGCGUUUAUAUAUAGUUUAUCUUAUCAGGAAUCGUAAUGAAAUAAAUUAAACAAGAAAUAAUUAUAUAAAACUUUAUUGAGAUGUAUAACAAUCACUUCAUUCCCGUCAGUGUCUUCAGUUCGCGUCCAAGUAAACUCAUUUGCGACCUGGGAACAAAUAGUAGGUUUAAAAAGUUAUAUAACAUUUUUAAACAUCUAAGUUCCGCUGCUGGGGGCAAUUCUGCCUCGUCAUCUAAUCAGCAAGGAACUUUUAUAGUAAGAAAGAGAAAAAAACAGCGUUAUUCAGAACAAAAAAAUAACUCUUGUAAGAACUCCGUGCUAAUGACGUUUCAAAUACGUAGGUAUUAUUUGUGUGCAAGGAAUAAAACAAAUUUUAAACAUUUCUUGGUAAUUUUAUAUACAUUACAUAAUGUAUAUUACAUAAUGUAUUUCGGGUAGAAAUUACUAUGAAAAUCAUCCAUUCGUCAUCAUCAAC